CGACGACUCGUCAGGGUGGUGGCUGUUUGGAGGCGAUUUAGGUUGUCUUCCGGUGCGGUAUCAUUUGGUUCUUGCUUUCGUUCCUGGCGGGAUUUUUGUUUAUCCGCCGGCUUAUGUAUG
Messenger RNA from Arabidopsis thaliana (thale cress), 120 nucleotides. RefSeq lists its product as uncharacterized. The annotation marks the transcript as partial. The record is from RefSeq and is marked reviewed. The transcript has 3 exons. NCBI's taxonomy places the organism in Eukaryota, Viridiplantae, Streptophyta, Magnoliopsida, Brassicales, Brassicaceae.